CUCCACCCUACCCCAUUCCCAUAGUGUUUGAAUAGAUUAAACACAAAUAUUUGUGGUUUUAAAUGAGAAAUUUAAAGUUAAAUUGUUACUUACUAAAUAUAGAAAAGAGUUAAUUCUUUUGAGACUGACUAACGAGGAAAAGGAAAGAAUCUCACAUAAAUUUGGAUGGAGGGAGUAUUAUUAUAUUCAAUGGGGUCAAUUUGUCUUAUCCCAUUCAUCUUGUACAAAUUAAUCAACAACAAACAAGGAAUUAUUUUUAAUACUAAGCUGUUCACAGAACAUUCUUGAGAUCAUCAGUACAAUAUCACAUAUAAACUCAUCAAAUUUUGCAGAUUUAACACAAUCAAGAAUGGAGUUAAUCAUGCUUAUUGUAAUGUUGUUAGUGUUGGUUUUAGUAGUUUUACUAGUCCUAUUAAGAACAAAUAAGGCUUCUCCAAAAGAAAUGGAAGCAAUUCCAGGUACCUUAGGAUGGCCUAUUAUUGGAGAAAGUCUCUCUUUCAUAUCCGAAUUUUCGAGCCCUGCUGGUAUAUACAGCUUCAUCAAUAAGAGACAGCAACUGUAUGGGAAGGUGUUUAAGAGUUAUGUAUUGGGAAGGUAUACGGUAUUCAUGACCGGAAGAGAAGCAAGCAAGAUCUUGUUGACAGGUAAAGAUGGGAUAGUGAGCUUAAACCUUUUCUACACAGGACAGCAAGUACUUGGACCUACUAGCUUGCUCCAACAGACGGGAGAGGCGCACAAGAGACUCCGAAGACUAAUUGCUGAACCACUUUCUGUUGAUGGUUUAAAGAAGUAUUUUCAGUUUAUCAACAGUUUAGCUAUUGAAACAUUGGAUCAGUGGUCUGGAAGAAAAAUUUUGGUUCUUGAAGAAACUUCCACAGUUGAGUCUUCUGAUCAUUUUUUCCUAGAGUUUGGUCUAAAGGAGGCAUUUUUGAACCUUUCAGAUUAUGUUUUUUUGCAGUUUACACUGAAGGUUAUAGGCAACAUGAUAAUGAGUUUAGAGCCAACUGGUGAGGAGCAAGAGAAAUUUCGAACCAAUUUCAAGAUUAUUUCUGGCUCUUUUGCUUCUUUACCCUUUAAAGUCCCGGGAACUGCCUUUUAUCGUGGCAUUCAGGCUCGUGAUCGAAUGUAUGCUAUGUUAGACUCGAUAAUUGACCAACGGAGGAGUGGGGAAACCAUAAAACAAGAUUUCUUGCAAUCCCUGGUGAAGAAGCAUGGCAAAGAUGCACCAGAAGGAGAUGAUGACGACAAACUCACAGAUAAACAACUUAAGGAUAACAUAUUGACACUUCUAGUUGCAGGCCACGAUACUACAACUGCUGCUUUAACAUGGCUCCUCAAAUUUCUUCAAGAAAAUCCUGCUGUAUUGGAACGACUAAGAGAGGAGCAUAGAGAAAUCCAAGCUCGAAAACAAGGCACAUUAGAUCUCACCUGGUCUGAAGUCAACAAUAUGCCUUACACCGCCAAAGUAAUCAGUGAAACACUUCGAAUGGCCACAAUCCUUCCGUGGUUUUCAAGAAAAGCAGCACAAGAUUUUGAGAUAGAGGGGUGCAAAAUCAAGAAGGGAUGGUCACUUAACUUGGAUGUAGUGUCUAUCCACCACGACCCCAAGAUUUUUCCUAAUCCUGAGAAGUUUGAUCCUUCUAGAUUUGAUGAUCCUCUAAAACCUUUCAGCUUCCUUGGAUUUGGAAGCGGACCACGCAUGUGUCCUGGAAUCAACUUAGCCAAACUGGAAAUUUCUGUCUUUCUUCAUCAUCUUGUCUGCAGAUACAAAUGGACACCGUUAGACACAGAUGACUCCGUCCAGCCAACACUUGUUAGGAUGCUGAAGAACAAGUAUCCCGUCAUGGUUGAGACACUUUAGAUAAUGUCUUUUACA
Molecule: messenger RNA, 1876 nt
Organism: Solanum stenotomum
Lineage: Eukaryota; Viridiplantae; Streptophyta; Magnoliopsida; Solanales; Solanaceae
Product: abscisic acid 8'-hydroxylase 3-like
Exons: 8
Coding region: 350-1861 (503 amino acids)
Biological process (GO): multicellular organism development; sterol metabolic process; brassinosteroid biosynthetic process
Molecular function (GO): heme binding; iron ion binding; oxidoreductase activity, acting on paired donors, with incorporation or reduction of molecular oxygen
Source: RefSeq, a predicted model, not a curated record